Messenger RNA from Lathyrus oleraceus (garden pea), 860 nucleotides. RefSeq lists its product as uncharacterized. The record is from RefSeq and is a predicted model, not a curated record. The transcript is spliced from 6 exons. Lineage: Eukaryota; Viridiplantae; Streptophyta; Magnoliopsida; Fabales; Fabaceae. The coding region runs from base 327 to 539 and encodes 70 amino acids.
AAAAUCAAAAUAUUUCGGUACAUAAAAAACUCAAUUCACCUAGAUUCACUGCAAUCAAAGCCCCAUCCAGAUGAGAACCGUAUGAUGAAGAUCCAACGGAUAUUAAUAUCGUAACGGUGUGAAUGCGGCUUUUUGUACUGCAGGGGAUUCAAUAAGUUUCGACUCAAUAAGAAAGAGAAUAAUAAAGCAACAUUACUUCGAACCGCAAGCUGAAUCAAUUUUUCGCUCACCGAUCGACGAUCACACCUUCGAAUUCAGAGUUAUAACGAGGGAAGAAGAAGAAGAAGAAGAAGGUGAAGAGUGGUGAAUUAUAAGAAUAGUUGAAGAUGUCUGCGCUUUUCAAUUUCCAUUCAUUUCUUACUGUCAUACUUUUGGGAAUAUGUGCCUGUACUUACUUCAAGAUGCAAUUUCCAGCUAUCCUUGAACAGAGAACUGGAUUUCGAGGUUUCUUCUGGAAGGCGGCAAGAGUAGGUGAGCGUUUAAGUCCGUGGGUAGCUAUGGGUUGUUUCAUGAUGGGUGUUUCAAUAAUCUUCUUCUAAGCUCUGUCUCCGUCUACUCAAUAGGGAAUCCAUUCUAUUGCUCUACUUCAGUUUUGUGUGACACAUGGUCUGCAGAUCUACAAUAUAAUAGUUUGUACCUAAAAUUAUUUAAUUGAAUCCCCAGAAACUCCACUGUUUAGCUCUUUUUCAUUGUAGUAGCUUGAAUCCGAUUAACUGAUUUUUCUUCUGAUAGUUUUAUGUAACUUUUUCAGACACAGUGUACAAUGGUAUCUGUAGAAUGUGCUUGCUCUUUCCUUAAAAACUAGGUUGAGUUUAAGCAUUUGAUUGAGUGUGUAAGAAAUUCAAGAUACGGUUGACAUC